Messenger RNA from Drosophila erecta, 731 nucleotides. Its product is annotated as 28 kDa heat- and acid-stable phosphoprotein. The record is from RefSeq and is a predicted model, not a curated record. Gene Ontology annotation, cellular component: cytosol. Lineage: Eukaryota; Metazoa; Arthropoda; Insecta; Diptera; Drosophilidae. Gene Ontology annotation, molecular function: RNA binding. The transcript has a single exon. Bases 13 to 603 code for a protein of 196 amino acids.
GAAAGGAUCAUUAUGCCACGGGGAAAGUUCGUGAACUACAAGGGUCGCACUCGCCAGUUCACUUCUCCCGAGGAACUGCAGCAGGAGUCCGAGGACGAUAGCGACCAGGCCAGCGGCUCAGGGUCAGAGGGCGAAGAUGGAAAAGCAACCCUUGGCGGAGCCAGUUCAUCCUCCUCCAUAGCAAAGAACCGCACCUGGCAAAAAGCGACUCGCCAUCAGAAGCUCACAUCAGCUGCGGGCGCGGGAGCGUCCAGUUCUUCCGAGGAUUGCGAACCGGAAUGUCGUGAUGCCAAAAAGGGCGUGGCCUCACUCAUCGAAAUCGACAAUCCCAACCGCGUGGCCAAGAGGGGUCCCCAAAAGGUGUCAACUAUUAUGCCCGAUCACGCCAAUCCGGGCCUAUCCCGCCACGGCCGAGAUCAGCCCAAGGAGCAGAGUGGGCGCCAGCGCUAUGAGAAGCUCCAGUCCGCUGGCAAGACCACCGAGGCUAGGGCCGACUUGGCCAGGCUGGCUCUCAUCCGGAAGCAGCGCGAGGAAACCGCCGCCAGGCGGGAGGCGGAGAAGAAGGCCGCCGUUGCGGUCACCAAGAAGCCGUUUGCCAAGUAGAGGAUCCAUUCUGUUAAAUGCAUACCCCUCCACAAACGGGCUUGAAUAAGACACUUGGUAACACUUGAAACUACAGCAAGAAUCAUUUUAGGGGAGCGGUUGAAAUUAUUUCAGAAUAAAUUACCCUU